Messenger RNA from Fusarium subglutinans, 1515 nucleotides. RefSeq lists its product as uncharacterized. Lineage: Eukaryota; Fungi; Ascomycota; Sordariomycetes; Hypocreales; Nectriaceae. Gene Ontology annotation, cellular component: nucleus. The record is from RefSeq and is a predicted model, not a curated record. The transcript is spliced from 3 exons. Bases 1 to 1515 code for a protein of 504 amino acids.
AUGAGGCCGUUAUCAGCGUGUGUCGCGUGCCGAGGCCUCGACUGCGUUGGAGUCACAGACGAACACGUCUCCGCCACCUCGGAAAGGCAUUACGAACCUCUUGGGAAUCAGACAGAUGAUGGCAGACCUCGUCGUGUCUCUUCGCUGGUCGUGCCAGAUGCUGCUCUGGCAGAGGAGUUGGCGAGUCUCUAUUUUCGAUACAUGCACAUCACAUUUCACAACAUCUUCCAUCGCGCAACAUUCAUAGCCCAGGUAAAGGACUCAUCUAUACCAAAGAUCCUAUUUUUCGGUGUUGCUGGUCUAUCGGCGCGAUACUCGACACAUCCCGUCUUUGCGUCAAUCACGCCGUGGGAUAGAGGACGACCAUAUCGGGAUGAGUGUAAGAGGUUGCUGGACCUGGAGGAUACUUCAUUGAUCAGUAUCCAAGCUUGCAUGUUGCUUGCAGCAAAUGCUUUCGUUGAGGGAGAUUCUAAGACCGAGUCGGUAUAUCAAGCAAUUGCCUCUCGCAUGGCCAUGCUGCUAGAUCUUCCAAACUUACCAACUGAGUCGCUUCUGGAGCAUAUGGUGGUCUCUAAUUACAACCGAGACAUGGUCAAGCGCAACGCAGUCUCUGCCCAGGUAUAUAAAACCACGAAACACUACCCCUUACCCAUGGACGAACGCCGAUUUGCCUCGUUAACCCACGAGACUCCAGCACCAUCGCCCGACGCGUCUCCUUGCGCCUCACCUACUUGCAGCUUCGAUCCCCAAUCUCUGAUCGCCCAGAUGAUCCGGCUGAAUCUCUUAAUUUACGACGUCAUUGUCUUCCUCAACACCCAAGUAGUUGAUUCACAGGAUGCAGAUUCGGGGAAAGGGGGAUUCGACUAUCAACUCCUCCAUAGCCUCGAUGAAUGGGCAGACAAACUACCCAUCAGACUUUGCUAUUCUGAGGAAAAUGUGAUAUACUGGGCAGAUGAGGGCUUCGGCGCCUUCUUCAUCACACUACAUAUUAAUUACAAUCACGCUGGCCAGCUUUUAUUCUACCAACACCUCCAAUCUUCUCAAGGACAGGAUCAAUGGGAUGAUAGUACACAAGGGUUUGCCCAGCGAUGUAAACAGCAUGCAACAAACCUGUGCGAUCUCAUCUAUGAAGCGAAGCGACGGCCUGACACUGUCGUUCUGUAUCCGCUUGCUGGCCACAUUCUAUGCCUCGCCUCUACGGUUCAGAUCCAUACACUUCUCUUUAGUUUCGACGAUGACGAGAUCCUCGCCGCUAAGACACGUUUAGAAAGAAACUUUGAGAUGAUUUCCUCAAUGAACAACUAUUGGCCUAUGAACCAUAUGUUAAUCAGCCGGCUGCAGCAUUUUCGUAACGCCUGUCUUCGGAGCAAAGAUGACUCAUUCCGUUUGGAUGCUUGGAUGCUUCGAUUCUUGCUGGGGUUUACGCAGGACAUCAAAGACAGGGAUGCAAUUUGGACAUACGGACAUCGGGCGCUGGGCGACUUUGAUCCACUGAGAGAUCUCUUGGAUAUAUAA